AUGCUUGGCCGUGAAGAAAUCUCUGCAUGUAAAGUUGAAGGUUUGGUUGUACGACGGCCAGAUAAGCGUGCGCAUGUGGAUCUACCGAGAGUUUACGCCAGAGAUAACAUACCCUGUAGACGGGACCAGAUUCCUACGCCAGAAGUCGCAGACAAGUGGCUGCAUUUACGGAAAAUUAAGGAUAAAAUACCUCCAUGUCAAGCUGACCUUCAAAUUGGUCUUCUGAUUGGGUGCAACUGCCCGAAAGCAAUCAAGCCAAAGGAAGUGAUCUCAGGCAAGGGAGAAGAACCAUACGCUGUAAGAACGCUCCUUGGAUGGUGUAUAGUCGGACCUGUCGCCUCUGCCUCUGAAUCAACAGACAAUGUCGAUAUUGGCCCCUCCACGUGCAACUGUAUAGCUACUCGUGAAGUCCUUCCUGAGGCUCGUUUGGGACCGACGUUCGCCCUAAAUACCUCGACGAAAGAGGAAAUCAACCCAUCAGUUGUGAAGCAACUCUUUGAACUCGACUUUUCGGAGAAACAUUCAUCAAACCUAAGCCUAUCGAGAGACAACAGAAAAUUCCUUGAGAUUGUCAAGCAAGGUAUUCAUCAACUUGAUAACAAUCACUACGAACUGCCAUUGCCCUUGAAGGAUGGAAAUAUCAACCUUCCAAAUAACAGAGAUGUGGCCGUGAGGCGGAUGAAUCACCUCAAAAGAAAGUUUGAGCGAGAUCCAACACAAAACCAAGAAGAUUACGUUGCCUUCAUGGGAAAGUUAUUGAGAAUGGAUUUGCAGAAAGGGUGA
This is a messenger RNA of Dendronephthya gigantea, 783 nucleotides long. RefSeq lists its product as uncharacterized. Lineage: Eukaryota; Metazoa; Cnidaria; Anthozoa; Malacalcyonacea; Nephtheidae. The transcript has a single exon. The coding region runs from base 1 to 783 and encodes 260 amino acids. The record is from RefSeq and is a predicted model, not a curated record.